This is a messenger RNA of Micropterus salmoides (largemouth bass), 2421 nucleotides long. RefSeq names its product geminin DNA replication inhibitor (gene gmnn). Gene Ontology annotation, biological process: negative regulation of cell cycle; negative regulation of DNA replication. The transcript is spliced from 7 exons. NCBI's taxonomy places the organism in Eukaryota, Metazoa, Chordata, Actinopteri, Centrarchiformes, Centrarchidae. The record is from RefSeq and is a predicted model, not a curated record. The coding region runs from base 101 to 802 and encodes 233 amino acids. Gene Ontology annotation, cellular component: nucleus.
CAUGACGUAGUGGGCGUAUUUAAGUCCCUGGCGCGAGAUCCUCAGAAAAGAGAAAAAGCAGUUCGAAGAACGAGGCGCGGCUCAUCAACGGUCUCUGGAAAUGAGUUUCAGUGGAAAGCUAAAACACAGCCACCAGAUGUCUAAUGAGAAUAUUAAGAGCUUUUUUACAUCAUCUCAAAGGGCAAUGGGACCCCCCAGGCAAACCCUACAGGUCCUCCAACCCUCAGCAGUCAACAAAGACUUGGGAAGGUCAGCUCAGAUGGGGAAGGUCAUUCCCAAACGAAAACAGUGGAGCUCAGAACAAUCUAGAGGACCAAAGAGGGUGAAGGUAGAAGUCAAAUCCACACAAACAGAAGAAACUCAGUGUUUGACAGAUGGCAUGUCCAAUGAAGCAUAUGAACUUAUGGUCAAAGAAACGCCCCCUUCCACCUACUGGAAAGAGGUAGCUGAGGAGCGUCGGAAGGCCUUGUACAAUGUUCUACAGGAGAAUGAGAAGUUACACAAAGACAUUGAAGCCAAAGACGAACAGAUAACAACGCUUAAGUGUGAAAAUGAAGAGCUGCAGGAGCUGGCACAACAUGUACAGUACAUGGCUGAUAUGAUUGAGAGGCUGACUGGGAAGAGCCCAGGCAAUCUGGAGGAGCUGAGGGAUAUUGCCCUUGAUGUAGAGGCCGAGUAUGACUACCACAGUGAAGUGGAAGGUCAGAGUGAGGAAGAUGAUUCUGAUUACAGUCAGAGUGACGCAGAGGAAGAAGAGACCUCAGACCAUGAACAAGCUGGACCCUCAGGAGAGCAAGAUUAACUGACACAGCUCUCCGAAGUCAUGGGACUUCGACCUGCUUAUACAGGCCAGCAGAUUUUGGGCUAAUGUGGUGUUUUGUCUUUUUGGGCGGCAACAAAAGCAAUGGCUUUCAAAGAAAUUCCAUGUUCAAACUUCACCAUUUUUUGAAACAACUGAAAUGUCAUGUUUGAGCCUUGAACGGACAGGCUGGCUUUAUUUUUAGCUUUUGCUAUACUUGUCCUACUUGGAGUAAAGAGGUAUUCAAAACUAAGCCAGCAAAGGCAAUUUUGUUCCACAGCAGACACUGACAUGUCAUAGUAGGAAAAGCACAAGUGUAAAUGACAAAUUAAUAGCUGAAUUUCACUCAGUUGCUUCAGUUUCAGGGUCCUGGCAUUAUGCAUGCUGGGUGACUGUCUAAUGGUGAUGGCUUACUGGGACAGUUGCGUAGAACAGAGCCAAUGUUAAUGUCUUCAGUAAUGUUAGAGCACAAGGAGUUCCGGGGGAAACGUCUCUGCUGCUUUUCCAGCUUCUUACAAGCUAUAACAUACAGAGUAAUCCAUUGCCAUGCUGUAGCUUGACUCGUCUCCUGCAGCAUUUAACUUGAUGGGGGUUGGAGCGGCGCUUAACAUCCCCUUGCAUGUAACCAAACCCAUAAAGACUAUGCUUUGUCAGAUUGUUUGUAAAACCAAAAUGAACCCCUCAGCCCUCUCACCUUGACUGUCAACCAUCUGUAGAAAAAUGACCCAUGUGACGUAGCGCUUGUCCUAUGAGAAGUCAAAAUGUGUGCUGUGGAAAGACUCGGCAGUGAAUUUUAUUUAUUUGCUCCAGUGAUAGUCCUACAUUCACUGUCUGGGUUUACAAUGUAAAACAUGUGCAAUGUUAUAUCAGUUGUGUACAUAGUGUCUAAAUUUUUUUUUUUUUUUUAAAUGUGUUAUGUCUUGUAGCAAGAGGAUUUCAGGCCUAUAAAUCUUGUUGCUUAGUGACAUGUUGACUGGCUGUACCCACCAUGCGGAGUAGUUGACACCCCUCUGAAUGCAUUGACCCAAAACAUUGUGUAAGCAACAAUUCUACUUCUGGGAUCCAUUCAUUAAACGUGGCUAAAAGUGCCUCCUAAUAUAUAUAUAUUUUUUUUUUUUUUAUUAUAAAAGUGACACUGGAAGGGGCUGCUUGUCUAGAUAAAACUAAGGAGUAGUGCCUGAAUCUGCAGCUCAUACUGGCUAGCGCUCAUAGCAAAUUUAGUUCAUUUGGCUGUCCAGUCUACAACUUGUUUCACUCAAUGCUUCUGUGGCUGGGAUUUGACUGCAGCAGGCUGUUCAACAAACCUUGAAAGACUCCACUGUUUAAUACCUGCUCUGAACAGCAAGUGAACAGUUGAAUUUAGCAACUAGAGAUUUGACUCGGAUGGUAGAGACCAUAAACAGUUAGAGUUAAUAUUGGACUUGUAUGAGCCAGGUGGCCAGAACCACAAUGCAAAAUGGAUUGUUGCCCUGUACCUGCAGGAUGUGUAAAUAAGCAACUGUUCUAUUUAACUUAAAAGGUUAUGUCAAUGUUUGCUACUUAUAUUCUGCCAUUUCCAUUUUCCACUACUUUAAUGUUUUGACUCCACAAUUAUCAAAUACAAAUCAAUGCUAAAGAUUAAA